AUGGUGCUUACAACGGAGACACCAAAUGUCCCCUCUGUCCAGCAUGCGCCGAAGCAAGCAAGUGGUACAGCCAAUAUACUCCCGAUGCCAAAGCCAAAGCUGGUCCCUCUACUAAGGCUGCUGUCGAGAAGUCCAAUGCUGAUCUUUCCCGGCUUCGGGUUCCCAGGGUUCCUUGAAGCUCCUGGUAGCGGCAAUCAAAACGGUGGCGGGAAUGACGAGAAUGCUUCUCUUCCUCCCAUUGUCUCAGCUCCAGCGGAGGAGACUGGCGAGUCCACUUCUGUCGAUACUCCUGAUGCGGGCUCUGGAUUUGGCUCAGAAGCUGAAGGCAUCACGCCAACCAUUCCCGCCUCCAACAGUGCCAGUGCUGCUGCUACCACCAUCCCUGUUUCCGGUGAAUUUGACGGACGGAUCCGAGGUUCAAAUCCGAGCCUGUUCAGCCAGUUGGUUGGCCUCGCAUCAACACCGACUACCGCAAAGAUUGCUUGGACUGCAAGCCGAAACAUACUUGCGGAUGGUGCGGCCCGCCAGGCAUUCCGGACCUCCGAUCACGUGUGUUUACCCUUCAGGGAGAAGCAUUAUGUGACCUUUUGUGCUGCCCAUGUCGACAAUUGUUAUCCAGGAUACGAAGUUGCUGAGGCUGACUUGAAGCGUAUUGAAGCACUAUUGUUGCAAGUUGCCAUUCUCCGCACUUACUCACUCCAAAACCGAGUUCGCACACAUACUGGUGUCAACGGUUGGCUCUUCGAGACCCCAGAUCGCGAUCUUCCUCACACGAUCUGGACAGCAACCCACCAGGAGUUAGAAACCUCAUCCGGAUCGGAAGAGCAACAAGGACGUGGUCUUGUCGAUUUCGUUGAGGGACGAAUCCUCCUCCAUACUCUCAAAUCAACCACGGAUCAUGCGAGGUCUCUCCUGGAAUCCUUCACCAUGGGCGCAUUCUACAUGUGA
Messenger RNA from Fusarium subglutinans, 948 nucleotides. RefSeq names its product pectate lyase F. The coding region runs from base 1 to 948 and encodes 315 amino acids. The record is from RefSeq and is a predicted model, not a curated record. The transcript has 3 exons. Lineage: Eukaryota; Fungi; Ascomycota; Sordariomycetes; Hypocreales; Nectriaceae.